AUGACACAUGGUGCGUCAUGGAACGAAUCCAUGGAACCUUACAGCUCCGCCGGGUACAUCCAUCUCCUGCGGUCCGUGACCUCGCCAGCCGCGGGAUCGCUGGCGACCGGCAAGUGCAGGUCGUUCCAUCUCGAGGACAGACACGAACUGGCUGCGCGCUCAAGCCCAGAAGUCAUAACGCGCUUCCUCAAAUUCUGGAUCAACUGGGUGUCCUUCAAGCAUGAGAUCAGCAAAUGGACGCCCGAUACGCCGCAGGAGGCAGGCCACACUCUGAAAUGGAUACCUCCAAUAGCCGAGACCUUCGUCCUCACCCACCAUGAUCUUGCGCCGCAGAAUCUGUUGCUCGACCCUGAUGGCCGGCUUUGGAUCUUGGACUGGGAUUACGCGGGAUUUUACCCCAGGUACUUCGAAUUCGCCGCUAUGCAGAAUUUCCGGGCGCGGAACCGAUAG
Molecule: messenger RNA, 450 nt
Organism: Coniosporium apollinis CBS 100218
Lineage: Eukaryota; Fungi; Ascomycota; Dothideomycetes
Exons: 2
Coding region: 1-450 (149 amino acids)
Source: RefSeq, a predicted model, not a curated record